AAAAAAUAGAACAAAUCCUGAUUUGGAUGAAGAGGACACAAACAGUGUGAUACACACCUGUGUGGCUUUAGACAACACGGAGAGCAGAGUGACAGAUUUUCACUCUCACACUGACACUGAUAAUUUGAUUUUCCUCUCAGCUGUCAGUCAUCCCGUCCCGCAGACCCCGCCCUCUACGGAAAUACAGGAGGUUGUCCGACACGUGAUGAAGUCAGUAUGGCGGAGCUGCUGGCUGAAUGAUUUUUUACAGUACCGACGGGUCCUGAUACCCUGCACUGUGGAUGCUCGUGGAGCCUGGGAGAGGAAAAACCAGCCACUUGCGCCUAAGGGUGCUCGUUCAGCCUGACUAUUUGGUGGAAGGAAUCCUGCCACAACACAACUGAGGUCUCCACCUGCGUCUGGGUGUGAUGAAGCCUUGAGAAACAAUUACCCUCUGUCCCUCUUUGGCCUGGCGCCUCCACCUAGCGGCACUGACUCGGCCGGGAAGCUCAUGGUGGUCACUACAGCCACCACAGAGGUGCACUGACACCCUCAGCACUCACCUCUCCUCCCCUGUCCUUUCCCCCUGUUCUGCCAUCCUCCUCGCUCAAGUCUGCCAGACACCGACAACCGAUAACUAUGAGCUCUCACAGUCGACAAGGUGGCUUGACCAGCAAGGAGCAGCCUCUGGAGCUUCUUAAACCGGCUACACUCAACCAUUUCGUUGACGUGAGCACGGCAGCGCUGCCCACACAGGUGCCCCCCACCACCACAGCCAUCCUCCCCAUGGACCUGCGCGUAGUCGACCACCCCCACCACCACCACCACCACCAGCAGCAGACCCCCUUCACCCUGCUUCCCCAACCCCACCCUACACCGCCCACCUCCACGGCUUGUCCCACGUCUACCGAGCCGAGCCAUGGGCCGAUCAUUAGCCACCAGGAGCAGCAGCUUCAGCAGGAGCUGGUGUCGCUCAAACACAAGCAGCAGCUCCAGAGACAGCUACUGAUCGCAGAGUUCCAGAGGCAGCAUGAACAGCUGUCGCGACAACAUGAAGCCCAGCUGCAUGAACAUAUCAAGCACCAACAGGAUUUGCUGGCGUUGAAGCACCAACAAGAGCUGUUGGAGCAUCAGAGGAAGAUGGAGCAGCAGCGUCAUGAGCAGGAGCUGGAGAAGCAGCAGCGGGAACACAAACUGCAGCAGCUCAAAAACAAGGAGAGGGGACAAGAGAGUGCAAUUGCCAGUACAGAGGUAAAGAUGCGACUUCAGGAGUUUGUCCUGAACAAGAAGAAAGCCCUGGCUCAGCGAAACUUAAACCACUGUCUGCCCAGCGACCCACGCUACUGGUAUGGAAAAACACAGCACAGCUCCUUGGACCAGAGCUCUCCUCCCCAAACAGCGAUGUCAGCGUACCACCACCCGAUGCUGGGCACAUAUGAUUCAAAAGACGACUUCCCUCUCCGCAAAACAGCCUCCGAGCCCAACCUGAAGCUUCGUUCCAGGCUAAAGCAGAAGGUGACAGAGCGCCGCAGCAGCCCUCUCCUCCGCAGGAAAGACGGUCCCAUCACUACUGCCAAGAAGCGUUCCCUUGACGUUGCAGAGUCUGCAUGCAACAGUGCACCAGGCUCAGGUCCCAGCUCCCCCAACAACAGCUCCAGUAACAUCCCCAAUGAGAACGGGGUCACAAUCUCCAGCAGCCCAGGAGAGGCCUCCCUGCUUCAGCGGUUGGCUGCAAGGGAAGGUUCAGUUAGCCAGCUCUCUCUCUACACCUCCCCCUCUCUGCCCAACAUCACCCUGGGACUGCCAGCCACAGGCCCUGGUAGCACUGUGUUAUCAGGACACCAAGAUAGUGAGAGUCGUCUGGCAUUGUCUGCAUUACAGCAGGGCAUUCCUCUGACCCCUCCUUUCCUGCCCACUGCCCACCUGCCCUCCUACUUGGCAUCUUCAGCUCUGGACAGGGAGGCUGCUGGAGGGGGCACGGCUGGUCACAGCUCCCUUCUCCAACACAUGGUGCUGCUGGAGCAGAGCCACAGUCCAAUAGUUGGUCUGGCUGGCCUACCACUACAAUCACCUUCUGUCUCCAAGCUCGCGCGGAGCCACCGUCCCCUGGGGAGAACCCAGUCGGCCCCUCUGCCCCAGCAGCAGUGCGGGCAGGCACAGGCCCUGCAGCAGCUGGUGGUCCAGCAGCAGCACCAGCAGUUCCUGGAGAAACACAAACAGCAGUUCCAACAGCAGCAGCAGCAGCACAUCAUCAACAAGAUCAUGUCUAAGCCCAGCGAUCAGGUCUCGACCGCGAGCUCCAGCGCUUCGGGGCCGGGCAGGCAGCAUCAGAGUCACCCAGAGGAGACGGAGGAGGAACUCAGGGAGCACCAGGGCCUCUCGUCCUCCUCCUCGUCCUCCUCCUCUACCUCUGUGCCGGAGGCAGGGCCCGUACGGGGGUUGGUCAUCAAGCAGGAGCCCCCAGACCCACAGGAGCAGGAGGAGAGGGAGCAGAGGGAGAGACAGGCUGAGCAGGAGUUGAUGUUUCGACAGCAGGCUCUGCUGUUAGAGCAGCAGCGGAUCCACCAGUUGAGGAACUACAGAGCCUCAAUGGAAGCAGCCGGGUUGUCGGUCAGCUUUGCCGGACAUCGCCCCCUCUCCAGGGCUCAGUCAUCUCCAGCCUCAGCUUCCUUCCCAAUAGUGGUGCAGGAGCCGCCCGCCAAGCCUCGUUUUACCACAGGUCUGGUUUAUGACUCUUUGAUGCAGAAGCACCAGUGUAUGUGCGGUAACACAACCAGCCAUCCAGAGCAUGCUGGUCGCAUCCAGAGUAUCUGGUCCCGACUACAGGAAACAGGUCUAAGGGCACACUGCGAGUGUAUCCGUGGUAGGAAAGCCUCGUUGGAAGAGUUACAAACAGUCCACUCUGAAGCCCACGUUCUCCUGUACGGAACCAACCCACUGCGGCAGAAGCUUGACUGUUCAGUGAGCCCCAUGUUCGUCAGGUUACCAUGUGGAGGCGUAGGGGUGGACAGCGACACCAUUUGGAAUGAGGUUCAUUCAUCCAGUGCAGCUCGUCUGGCCGUGGGCUCGGUGGUGGAGCUGGUCUUCAAAGUAGCAUCAGGAGAACUGAAGAAUGGUUUUGCUGUAGUGCGACCACCUGGACACCACGCCGAAGAGAGCACACCUAUGGGAUUCUGUUACUUCAACUCAGUCGCCAUAGCAGCCAAGCUCCUGCAGCAGAGGCUCAAUGUCAGCAAGAUCCUCAUCGUGGACUGGGAUGUUCAUCAUGGUAAUGGCACCCAGCAGGCCUUCUACGGUGACCCCAGCGUUCUCUAUCUGUCACUGCAUCGCUACGACGACGGGAACUUCUUCCCUGGCAGUGGAGCACCUGACGAGGUUGGCACCGGAGCAGGUGUGGGCUUCAACGUGAACAUGGCAUUUACUGGUGGACUGGAACCUCCAAUGGGUGAUGCAGAGUACCUUGCUGCAUUCAGGACUGUGGUAAUGCCUAUCGCCAAUGAGUUCGCCCCAGACGUGGUUCUGGUGUCUUCAGGCUUUGAUGCAGUAGACGGACAUGCUCCACCUCUGGGAGGAUACAAACUGACUGCCAAAUGCUUUGGCUACCUGACCAGGCAGCUGAUGGGUCUGGCAGGCGGUCGGUUGGUGCUCGCCCUGGAGGGGGGUCAUGACCUCACUGCCAUAUGUGAUGCCUCCGAAGCCUGCGUCUCAGCUCUGCUUGGCAACGAGUUGGACCCCAUUCCUGAUGAGGUGCUGCAGCAGAGACCAAAUGCCAAUGCUGUCCGCUCAAUGGAGAAAGUCCUGGAAAUUCAGAGUAAAUACUGGCAUUCACUGCAGCGCUCUGCCUCUACACUUGGUUGUUCUUUGAGUGAAGUCCUUAGACGUGACGCGGAGGAAGCUGAAACUGUCUCUGCUAUGGCCUCGUUGUCUGUUGCCAACAAGCACAUUGGAAAGAGGGCUGAAGAGGAACCAAUGGAAGAGGAAGCUCCUAUGUAAAGAAACAUCCGUAGCCUUUGACCACUCAGACCAGUCUUCAUCUUUGACAGUGUCCUCAUCCAGCCAAAUCUCUGUUUCUGUUUCAAUGCCGCUCCCAUGUCUCCCCUCAUGUCAUAUCAAGAUACCGUCUUAUCAUGGGGGGAACAAGUAGAGCUGAUAAAUGUGGUGCAGAGAGGAAAACACUGAAGAUGACCGAUGCAUUCACUGAUCAGCGGUGCACAGACUGAUCAGCAUAAAUGUGUUGCAUUAUCUCUUCAGUACCUUGGAUAUAAGAGCAUAGACUCAACCAUCCCACAGUUAGAACCUCGAGUGCCAGUGCUUUUAAAACACUAGACAGAUGUACUUUUUGAAUGCCAGUCAGAACCAUACACAGAAAAUCUGCAGUUGUCUACUUUUCAUAUUAUUCUGUUUUUUCUGUGCUUUAUCGCCGUCUUUUCGUUGAAAACCACCAGAGCUAAUGUGACUGUGACUCUGCACUAAGGAUGGAUAAUUCCUGCUCUUUCAAGAUAUCUGGAUGGAUGGAGAAAAAAAGUGGUCAAAUUUGUUGCCAUUUUCCACGGUGGUUGAAGAUUACAGAUAAAAACAUUUCUGCAGGUGUUCUGAUUUCGAAAAUGAUUGACAGUAAAAGACUGUGCGUUCGUGCCUUUUUUUUUUUUUCAAACCUGGUGGAUUUCCUGUUGAACUCUACUGAAAGAGCUUUGCCUUAAAAAAACAGGCUUGAGAACAAGGCCUCUUCUCCCCAAACCCUCAACAUUUGUAUCCUGGCAAGACAUCCAAUGCCUGCAUGUUGUUGGCACAUAGACUGGAGGACCUUGGCAUGUUUACCUGUAAUUCCCUGCAACCAGCCUACUACUGUCCCUCCCUAUACCUCCAUCUUUCCUUUUUCCCCCCCUCAUUUUAAUCUCAGUUUAGAAGGUAGUUUCCAGCCACAAGUUGGAGUUGGUUCAGUUUAAAAGGAAGUUUAAGUGGGGAUUAGUAUUACUAAAUGCAUCCAUGUAUCAGAUACUGUAACAGUUCUCUUUAAUGGAAGAGUUAAGUAGCAUGCACUGUACUAGAGCAACAGGACCUCUGAAAACUAGAAUGCUGUUCAUACUUUGUGUGGUAUUUAGACAAUAAUCAAGCCGAAGCAUGAUGGACUAUCAUCUCUGUAAAGUCGAAUAAUCACAAGCGUAUAAGAAAGGCUUUCCAGUGAUCAUUUUUGCAGUUGCAAAUUAAUGUAGGAUAGAGAGAAGCCAAUUUCAUAUGUAGUAAUUUGAUGAAGAAGCGCCCUCUUUUUAGGGCAACUCUGUCUCCACAAUAACAAGGACUGUACCACCUGUGGGAUUUUCCAGAGGGGUGUUGCAGGGCCGCACAGGCUCUCACAGCUGGUUUAACAUCUGCUCCCCAAAUGUCAGGUGCUACAGCAUGUGGCAGGUGUGAGCACAUCUCUGUUUAUAUACAGUUGUAUGAAGUGCAUUCACACAUUUUUCUCUAGUUUCUGUGUUUAAAUCCUCCUUUUUUUUUUUUGUUCUCGACCAGUGACUUUGCAACUUUGAACAACACAUGUAGCUCAGAUUCUGCUCCGAGUUUUUGAUUUCUACCGCAGGAUUGAGAUUCAAAAGCGUAUUAUUACAUUUGAAUACUGUAUCAAAUUUGCAACGAUCCAGACUGUGCAACACACCAGCCACCAGCCGAGUUGUAGUAAAAUUUGAUUGUCCAUUUUGGCAGGUAUAACAUCAUAAUUACGAGGUCCUUUUUCCUUUUUAAAGUCUACAUGUGAUAAAACGGUCAUAUUGGCUGGUGAGUUCUGUAUCAGCCAUUGUAGCCAGUGUGCUAAAAGUUAUCCUCCCAUCUGUAACCAUCCCUCCAACUUGUGUUUGGCCUCUGGGCAGCUACCUUCUUUCCUCUUUGUGUCAUCUACAAACUAAUCACAUGUUUAAUGUAUUUUUUUUUCAGUGAACAGGAAACAGAGUGCUGUGGUGUUUACUGUUGUUUACUGUACAUAGGACAUUGAUCUCCUGAGUAUUCCUGCCACACGCAUUUGUCGAUGACUACUCUACUUCUGUUGAUUUCUUUUUCUUAUUUUUUUCUGCUUCUGUUGCCCUUUAAGUGGACUGUCUCUUUGAGUUCUUUGUACUUUUUUUUUUUUUUUUAAUGUUUUGUCCUGUUGUUUUGUACACUUUGUUCACUUCCCCCUCUCUGUUACACAUUGUAAAGCUGACAUACUUCACUACAGGUGAGGGUUCAGACUAACUGUUUUUAGUGGACGUUACAUGACUUUGUUUUCUGGGUUCAGGGUUUUUGUGGGAGGGUAGGGAUGCAAAAUGUUUCUACUUUGUAUAAUUAUGGACAAUUGUGUAUUUACUGUCUGUUCAUAGUAGAUUUAUAUAUGAAAAGAAAUGAGUAUAUUAUAUAUAUAUACAGUAUCUAUACAUAAUGAAAUACUAUGAUCUUGUUUUUGAAGUUGGUAUUGAAAAAUGAUACUUUACAUUGGUCUUACGUACAGUAGGCCCUUCUAGAGUGUUACUGAAGGCACCAUUUACUGUCCUCGGUUACAGUCGGUUGUGUGUUAAGUAGCAUUUCAUUGGUCGUCUUAUUGUCUUUCAACACUGAUGACUAGUUUCGGCUUUAUUCAUUCCAUUGGUACCAAGUCACUAUUAAGUGUGCCAUUGCCCUCCGCUCAGCCUCACAUAUUCAUGCACAUAUUUUGUACUGUUGUUUUUUUAUGCCUUUAGAUUUUAUUGUAGAAAAACACACAUUUUUGCUGGCACCUAUAAAGUUUUAGUAUUUUAAGAAAUGUGAGACAAUAUUUUGAAAAUAACCCAAGUGGUGACCCAUUUCUUCCAUUUUCUUAAAAGUCCAUCCUCUAACAUCUUUGAAAAAAACAACAACGUGGAUUUUAAUUGGAAUAUGGCUAUGCUAUCCCCCCACAUUAAAUCACUCUGAUGGGCCUUAUUAUUGCACACGAUCAUCGCUUAUUUUGUUAUCUGGCCAAAUGUCCUUAGUUUUAAUUUAAAAUUAACAGCUAAUACAUAAUCUCUUUCUUUGGCAAACUCUAGGUUUCAGGGUGGCCUGGUGUUUAAAACUUCUCUGUAUCCAAAGAUCACAGGUGUUUGAUCCCUGCAGCAGCCCACAUGUGUUUCCUUCUUCGCAGGACACUUAAACUCUAUCCUCUGUAGAAGUUCCAUUCCUGGCUUCUCCUGUACUAAGAUCAAUUAUUUUAACAUUAUCUAUGCCAUAAAGGAACACGUAAAAGAUGCUAAAUACAUCCUUAUACACAUGCAAGCAGGAGCUAUUCUCAUCUGACCUCCGAU
This is a messenger RNA of Thunnus maccoyii (southern bluefin tuna), 7265 nucleotides long. RefSeq names its product histone deacetylase 4 (gene hdac4). The record is from RefSeq and is a predicted model, not a curated record. Gene Ontology annotation, molecular function: histone deacetylase activity. The transcript is spliced from 28 exons. Gene Ontology annotation, cellular component: histone deacetylase complex. Gene Ontology annotation, biological process: negative regulation of transcription by RNA polymerase II; chromatin organization. Bases 619 to 3972 code for a protein of 1117 amino acids. Lineage: Eukaryota; Metazoa; Chordata; Actinopteri; Scombriformes; Scombridae.